GAGAAAGGACACAGAAUGGCUCUAAUCGAAUUCAUUCUCAUUUUUGUGCUUCAGUUUGAAGGCAUCAGCGGACAACGCAUCAAUCUCUUCAACAGACCUGGAGAUGAUGUCAUUCUGCCCAGUGACGGUGCAUCAGUCUCUGACAGUGAUUGCUCCACCGUUACCUGGCUUUACAACAGAGAUAUGUUUCAGGCAACUAUUGCCGUUAUCGAGCCAAAUGUUAGGAGACCGUCAGUCCGAGCUGCCAGGCUGAGUAUGGACACUAACUGCUCUCUGCUCAUCAACAACAUCACUGAUGAGGAUGCUGGUCUCUACAACCGUCAACAGGCCAAUAAAGUGGAAAUUUUUGUGCGUCUAAAUAUUUUGACAAUCACACCAUCUACACCAGAUGCUGAUCCAAAGAGAGAUGGAAAUAUCACAUUAAGGUGUACUCUGCUGUCAUAUGACAAGUGUCGAGCAAACAGCAUCCGUUGGGUGAAUGAGACAGGCUCUGUGCUGCGUGGUGAAGGUCUCGGAUACAAAGUCACCGUACAGAAAGACUGUGCCUCUGUUCUGACUGUGACGCAUCAGAGUGGUCCCAACAGAAAAUACACCUGCCAGCGGGUUGAUGAGAGGAACAAUGUCCAGAUAGAGGAUCACUACACGCCUGUUUUCAAAGAUCCCUCUCCUGACAUGAAAGCUGUGGUGGUGGUGGUGCUGCUGGUGGUGGUGGCGGCAGUGGUCGUCGUCAUCAUCACUGCUGUUUUCAUCAAAUUCAGAAAGAGAGACACAACAUCAGAGAAUGGUAUUCAAAACACAGUCAAUCCUCCUGAUCCUCAUCAACCUCAGGAUGAGCCAAGCGGCAGUCUGACCUAUGUCACUGUGAACCAUGCCAAUCAAAAGACAACUUCCAAGAAAAAAGUCACAGAGGAGCAGGUGACUUAUUCUACAGUCAAGACUCCGGUGAACACAAAAGCAGACACUGAUCCCAACAGUAUCUACUACAAUAUCAACUGGUAAAAAUAAAUGAGAGGAAACAGGGAAGAGGAAAUGAGACUACUUGUAAUGUAGUUGUAGCAUUAAUAAAAACCUGUUGAGUGGUUUGUGGAAGGGAGAGGAUUUGUGACUCAGUGUUCUUACCAAACAUUGAGUAGUUGUUUCUGGUUAUUGUUGGAUUUGCUUUGCUCAGCAGGAAUAGUUGGUGAUCCAUCACUUAACGAGUGUAUGAUCUUUAAAUAGACUUAGAAUUAGCAGCAUCAUUGUCGUCUACAACAGGUGAAAUUACAAGUUCUUAUAGUGAUUGAUUGCAUCUUUUUAGGUAAGAAAAAAAUACAAAAAAAACAAUGUUAAUAGUUAAAUAAGCUCUUGCUGUGAGAGAAUCUUUAUUUUGCAAUUAUUUUAUGAACAUAUUGUUGCAUUCAAAUGUGCCCAACCUUGGGAUUUAGCAUUGUAAGUGGUAGGCUGUGAGCCUUACUUAUUAUUUUUAUGUUUGAAGCACUUCAUAGUGUUUUAAUUUUGUGUCAUAUUGCAUUA
Molecule: messenger RNA, 1512 nt
Organism: Scomber scombrus (Atlantic mackerel)
Lineage: Eukaryota; Metazoa; Chordata; Actinopteri; Scombriformes; Scombridae
Exons: 7
Coding region: 16-999 (327 amino acids)
Biological process (GO): interleukin-15-mediated signaling pathway; T cell activation; positive regulation of ERK1 and ERK2 cascade
Cellular component (GO): external side of plasma membrane; membrane raft
Molecular function (GO): protein tyrosine kinase binding; MHC class II protein binding
Source: RefSeq, a predicted model, not a curated record